This is a messenger RNA of Meloidogyne enterolobii, 885 nucleotides long. NCBI's taxonomy places the organism in Eukaryota, Metazoa, Nematoda, Chromadorea, Rhabditida, Meloidogynidae. The record is from the annotation of a GenBank genome assembly.
AUUCGUCAAUUCCACCCUUCCCCAAUGGCGUUGUUGUUGGGUGAGUGCUGUAUGGGUGGGUGACCCUUCCCUUCUCUCUUUAAACGGCCUUACCUUUUUGCCCUGAUACGUAGUAGAAGAGCACACUUCGUCCUUUUUCGCUCCUUUUCUUAUUUGAUUUGAUUCAUAUUUUAUCUUUUUUUUUGUCAUUUUUGUCCAAAUUAAAGAUUUUUAUUAAAUUAAGUUCUUUAAUUAAUCAAAUAAUACUCAAUAAUUAGCAGAUUUUUAUAAUUUUAAUUUUUUCAGCAACUUAUUGCCAGUCCCAGCAAUCACAGUUGUUGUUCUCCACCAACAUCUUUUCAACAUUUACAGUCCCAACAACAUCAACAAAGACUUUCUUCAACAAAAAUGCCCUCCUGUACUUCUUCCUCUCCUUCAUCAUUACAACAACAAAAACAACAUCCACAAUCCUCAUUUUCACCAAAUUCUGGUGGUUCUACAUCCUCCCCCAAUGCUUCAACAGGAAGUGUUAAUGGAAGGCCUUUGAGAGUUGCACAACCUCCCCCAUUAGCAACAGCUUUUACUCAGCCAGCACCUUCGACUUCUUUCCCUGUUGCUUCUUGUAAUGGAAAUAUUUUUAAAGAUCAAAAACAACUUCACACUCCCUCCUCCUUCAAUUCUAAACAAAAACAUCCUCAAUUACCAACAAAAAAUUCCAAUUCUUCAAAUCAACGAUUAGGGGGUUUAAGUUAUACGGAAUUACUUGAAUUGGCGCGUAAUCAACAGAGGCAGAUAGAAGCAAAUGAGGCAGAAUUAGAUGAACGAAGAAAAGCAGUUGCACUUUUUGGUGUAGCCAGGAAAACUGCUGGGAGUGAACGGGAACAACAACAAAAUGCUCAAAUGUAA